AUGCACUAUUAUCAUAAAAUAUUCUAUGAGGAUUACAAGGAGUUGGUUGAACUCUGUCUCUUAGUGCUGGCUUAUCCAAUGCAGACUGAUGGCAAGUACCAUUUCCGUGUUCCUAGAGCAUAUCACAUGGUCAGAUGGAUGACCAAAGUUAUCUACUGUCUCAAAAAUGAUGCACCAGUCAAGGACCUGCAACUUUUGAGCAGAAUUGAACAAUAUUCUGAAAUCAACAAAAAUGUAGCAAGUGCUGGCACAAAAAAGUUUAAGAAUCAUCUGUGGUAUCUCGGUACAGAAAUGGUUUGGCUGUCAUUGUUCUCAAAUAAGGUUGCAAAUGCUAAGGAGCAGUUGACAAUGGAAGCAAUGACUGCAGUAGAUUCUGACUGCAGUGUGCAAGGUGUUAAAUAUUAG
Molecule: messenger RNA, 405 nt
Organism: Helobdella robusta
Lineage: Eukaryota; Metazoa; Annelida; Clitellata; Rhynchobdellida; Glossiphoniidae
Exons: 3
Coding region: 1-405 (134 amino acids)
Source: RefSeq, a predicted model, not a curated record